This is a messenger RNA of Penicillium subrubescens, 1851 nucleotides long. RefSeq lists its product as uncharacterized. The record is from RefSeq and is a predicted model, not a curated record. Lineage: Eukaryota; Fungi; Ascomycota; Eurotiomycetes; Eurotiales; Aspergillaceae. Bases 40 to 1731 code for a protein of 563 amino acids. The transcript has 4 exons.
UGCCUCUUAUCAGAUCAGCUGAUCAAUUGGUGUCAAUCCAUGCUCCAUCCCGGGCAUCCCUCCCCAUCCGCACCUCUUCCCUUUCCCCGCCCCUCUCUCCGCCUCUCAAUUCCCAUCCAUCAUCCGUUUUCUGUCUCUGCUUCGUCAAACUCAAAGCCAAACGCCUAUCUAGUAGUACUUGCGUACUUACGACAGUUGAUUCAAAUCUCAGUUAUGGGUCAAACCGUGACCAAGGAACCUCCCACGGAGUUUCUCCCGCCAACCCAAACCCGCGAGGAACUUCAGGAACGAUUCAAAUGGCGUUUAGCAAAAUUCUAUAUGAGCGAUGCUCAAAGUGAAUGGUUUCAGACUAUUUUCAACAUUUUCUGCACCGAAUCGGACUCAGCGAAAUUCUGGACGGAAACCGAUUUGGAAAAUUUCAUGACCAGCACUUUUCCUCCUGCUUUAGCCUCAUUUGUUGCUGAAGCAGGCCCAAUCGUGCACCGUUGCCUCCUGCGGCUGGGGUCGUUUCCGUAUCACAAUGAUCCGCACCAUACUCUAUCUCCGGAUGUGCUGCGUACAGCCAUGAUCAUUUUGCUCGGACUGGACGGAAGAAAGCUUUUGGAUCAGGAUAACGACGAGGCAUCACUCGUUUACCCAGAUCGUCUCAGCACGAAACAACGAAUUCUGUUGUUCCAGAGCAUGGCAAAGCAGAAAGGGACCCCCGGAUCAUCUCGAGGCCCAGAAGAAGAUUAUCAUCUUCAGAAAGCUCUUGACCUAAUCACGUAUGGGAACUUCAAGCGCAAUAAGCGGUUCCCGACCGCAGUGACUGAAGGACCUGAAUAUCCCUCUAUUGAACAUUUUCCUUCGUCAAACUCCACAUUGACGAGCGGAUCGAUCCCGGCAGAGGAUUUCAGGCCCUUGCUUCGGUUGAUGCUUCUUACUCAGUUGUAUGUGGCCGGUAUUGACCCAGAUAACUUUACGUCUUCUCCGUCGGAGAUCGAAGCAGCGACAGAGUGCCUAUUGGCGGCAUUUUUAAAUGCUGCUGAUUCACCCGCUGUGCCUUUUACGGCCUUUGACAACAUCCUCGGCAAUUCAAUGCAGCAAAAUACCUUUUUGGGUCUACCUCGAGUCCUCGGGCCUUUACGCUCGGUCAAAAGUUUUCCGUCCGCGACUCCCCCGUCAUCAGUGACUGAAGCACAGAAAGUACUGAAAGAAUUGUUCACGCCGACAGCCAAAACAGCGCCUCCUCCUAAGGGACUCCUCAUGAGUCUCCCUCUUAUGAGUCAGCUGUCGAUGAGCUUGCCCCAAGACUUCCCCAUCGAAACACCAGAAACGCUCUAUUCUUCUCCGGAGGUAGAUGUUAAGAGUGUGAAAUCUUGCCUGUCCGUAACCAGAACAGCCAGGAUCCUACUUGUGUCUGGAAAGGCGGGUCAAGAGGUUGCCAUAUUCGGCGCAUACUUUCCCAAGAAUUCAUCACCUGCCGUCCCGAGAGUUAUAGUUCAACUGUCACCAGUUCAUCGAACGUUUCAUGGUGCUCAAGAGCUAGACGCGUCUCAGAAAACCGAGUUUGAAGACAACUCGCAUUUGACUGUUGGCCUUUCGGAUAUGACUUUUGUGUUGAGUGGGGACUCGGCAGCUGGCAGUUUUAUCGCGCAAUUCGGCAAUGGUACCAGCCAAGAGUUUGCUGUUGAUGCUGUAGAGGUUCUGAGCUUUGAGGGAUCCAUGGUCCGCGUCGAUACUUUUGAAUAGCCUUCAUGCUAUAUCACUCUACUGAAUUUCUACUUUGAAUGUUGACAAUGGGUUCUUAUCCGCGCAUCUUCGAAAAUAGUAGACCUAGAGCUUUCUUGAAGCGACUGAAAUACGGCUCCC